UCCGGGCGAGGCGGAGUCGUCAUGGUGUCAGACGAAGAUGAAUUGAAUCUGCUGGUCAUCAUAGUUGAUACCAACCCAAUUUGGUGGGGAAAGCAAGCACUGAAGGAGUCUCAGUUUACUCUGUCAAAAUGCAUCGACGCUGUCAUGGUGCUGGGGAAUUCGCACUUGUUCAUGAACCGCUCCAACAAGCUCGCCGUGAUAGCCAGUCAUAUCCAGGAGAGCCGAUUCUUGUACCCUGGGAAGAACGGAGCCCUCGGCGACCUGCUGGGCGACCCUGGCAACCCACCUUCAGAGUUCAAUCCCUCAGGGAGUAAAGACGGGAAGUAUGAGCUGCUAACAGCAGCCAACGAAGUCAUUGUUGAGGAAGUUAAAGACCUAAUGACCAAGAGUGACAUAAAGGGUCAGCACACGGAAACGCUGCUGGCGGGGUCCCUCGCCAAAGCUCUCUGCUACAUUCAUAGAAUGAAUAAAGAAGUAAAAGAUAAUCAAGAAAUGAAAUCCAGGAUAUUGGUGAUCAAGGCCGCAGAGGACAGCGCGCUGCAGUACAUGGACUUCAUGAAUGUCAUCUUCGCCGCCCAGAAACAGAAUAUUCUAAUUGAUGCCUGUGUCCUGGAUUCCGACUCAGGACUACUUCAGCAGGCCUGUGACAUCACCGGAGGGCUGUACCUGAAGGUGCCUCAGAUGCCCUCCCUACUGCAGUACUUGCUGUGGGUGUUUCUUCCUGACCAAGACCAGCGGUCUCAGCUGAUCCUCCCGCCCCCGGUUCACGUGGACUACCGGGCUGCAUGCUUCUGCCACCGGAACCUCAUCGAGAUCGGCUACGUGUGCUCCGUGUGUCUGUCCAUUUUCUGCAGUUUCAGCCCCAUCUGCACAACGUGCGAGACGGCCUUCAAGAUCUCUCUCCCACCUGUCCUCAAGUCCAAGAAGAAGAAAGUCAAAGCGUCUGCCUGAGUGCCAGCCAGGAAGCUUCUGGAACUCAGGCAGCUUCGUGGAGGAGCCAUGUAGCCCCUGGAAAGUCUGUGCCACCCUUGCUCUGCUUGGGGCACAGGUUGGUUUGAGGGUACAGCCCUCUGAGAGCUCCUGGGUGUAGUCUCCUCAUCACAGUCAUCACAACGGCAUGCCUGCAGACUCCAUUUUAUUUGUUCCAUUGUUAUGGGGGUCCCGCUGCACAUGCUGUGACAGGCGGACUCAGGAGCACAGAUGGAGACGCCUCGUGAUUCUGCGCCUUGACGUAUACCUGACUGUUUCUCGAGCAUUCUUUGGAGUGGGAUGUUGUCCCCAGUAGAAUUCUUUCCCUUUUUGGGGCCCGAGUGGUAGCAUAGUGGCUCAGGGGUUUGCCUUGCACGCACUUGACCUGGAUUCCGUCCCCAGCACCCCAUACGGUCCCCUCAGCACGGCCAGGUGUGACCCCAAACCAAAACAACCCUUUUUAUUUUCGAAGAAGCAUUAAUAACGGAGUGCCGAUCUUUGGGAGGUCUGGGCUGCUCAGCACUGAAAACUUCUCCAAAAUAAAAAGUUUAUUUGUGAUCUCAGCAGUCAAAAGGGGGCCGAUGAGCUCGGGUGCUGCUGUCUCUGCCUUCAGCGGGGAGGGUGCUAGCCCUGUGCUGCUACCCAGGUCUGCUGCCUGGCACACAGAUGGGUCCUCAAGCCCUGCCAGGUCUGACUCCUGUCUGCAGAGGCAGGAGUAAGCCCUAAGCACAGCCAGGUGUAGGGCCUCCUUACGCCCCGCCAAAAAAAAAAAACACACUAUUUUUUCUAUGUAAUGAAAUGCAUAAAAGGCCUUUUAAAUUCCAGCCAGCACAGUGUAGGAACGGUUUUUGGAAAUGGUGAUUCGUUUGGUUUUAAAUACUAAGAUUUGUUUUAUUUGAAAGUAUGUUGUGUAUAAGACAUCGUAUAAAAUAAGAUUUAAGUUUUCUCUUUGAACCAUCUGAGAAGCUAAGUUUUGUUUAUCUGAUGUUUGAUUAGAUAAUUCAUAUUCUGAAUUUGUUUUGUUAACAAGUACACAGAUUUUGGUGGUAACAUGACAAGUGUUUGUCCUGGGGAUAGAGAAUCUGUUUUCCUUACAAAAAGUACUUGAUAAUGUCAUUGCCUAAUUAAGUGUAAUGGAAGUCUGCAUUUUUGUUUAGGGAGUAAGGUAUCCCAUUGCUUAGGAAAUGAAUAAUCUCAACAUGCCAGUAAGGUUUUGUUACAACCUUUUCAAUUAAAAUAUGUUUUCUGGCUUAGUUCUGGUUUAUUUUUAACUUGUAUUUAUGGC
Sorex fumeus (smoky shrew) is the source of this 2254-nucleotide messenger RNA. RefSeq names its product general transcription factor IIH subunit 3 (gene GTF2H3). Gene Ontology annotation, biological process: regulation of DNA-templated transcription; nucleotide-excision repair. Bases 22 to 951 code for a protein of 309 amino acids. The transcript has 13 exons. Gene Ontology annotation, cellular component: transcription factor TFIIH holo complex; transcription factor TFIIH core complex. NCBI's taxonomy places the organism in Eukaryota, Metazoa, Chordata, Mammalia, Eulipotyphla, Soricidae. The record is from RefSeq and is a predicted model, not a curated record.